Molecule: messenger RNA, 1529 nt
Organism: Exophiala oligosperma
Lineage: Eukaryota; Fungi; Ascomycota; Eurotiomycetes; Chaetothyriales; Herpotrichiellaceae
Exons: 2
Coding region: 1-1383 (460 amino acids)
Molecular function (GO): glycosyltransferase activity
Source: RefSeq, a predicted model, not a curated record
AUGCGCUGUGGGAGUCUGGGUUUUUUGAAUCUCGAUGAUAACGACGGCGACAAGAUCUCUUCGUCACCACUCUUGCAUCUCGAUGAUGAUCGAGGACGAUAUGGACAACGACACCGACACGAUCAAGGCAACGCAUACGUGUUUUAUGCCACUUCGAACCUCUACGCUUGUAGUGCCAUGGUCAACGUCCACCGUCUCACCAGACUCUUUCAGACACCACAUCCAAUCUACAUGCUCGUCUCGAGGGCAGUGAGCGCCUCGUACACUCGAAAAUUCAGGGACUCGUACAAUGUCACGGUCUUGGUUCAUGAACCUCCACAACUCCACGACGGCGCGGCACCUUACUAUCAGGACGUCAUGCUCAAGUUGCUUGCCUUUGGGUUGAACAAUUUGACCACCACCAUUGCGACCGAGGGAGCAGCACACCAUCGAAAAAUUGAGAGGGUCAUUGUCAUGGAUGCAGACGUACUCGUUUUGAGGUCAUUGGAUGGUUUGUUUGAGAAAAUCGGUGAUGCGGAAGGUAUAGAUGUCGCCGCACCACAUGCGUAUUGGCUUGGACAGGGGCAACGACAGCAACGACAAACAAAGGCAAUGGACGCUGACGAAAAUGGAAAGGAAAGAAAAGGUGUCACGAGCGCUAUGAUGGUGAUCAACUUAUCCGACACUCUUUGGGGACGUAUGGAAGGUGCUUUGGAUAGAGUAAGGGGUGGUGAUAGAGUGGAGGUUUAUGACAUGGAUUUGAUCAAUGAGGAGUUUUUCGGAGCCGGGGUUGGAAAUACUAUGGGUGGUGGUGGUGUUGGCAUGGUUCUCCCAGGUUCGUAUUGUACCUUGAAUAGUCAUUGGGAAGUUCAGGAUCUACCAUCUUGGUCCAAGUUCAGUGGCUUCGAGGGAGGUUCUCGGUCGUCGUCGUCGUUGAAGAAGUCACAGAGGCUGUCUACUGAUGGUGGUGUUGACACGAGAAACCACGGCAACCAUUCGGUCACUUUGGACGGCACCAGCUCAGGGGACGACGGUGACCGCGGUCUCGUUGACCCCUUGACAUCUCUCUUUCACGAAGAAGCCUACCUUUUACACUUCACGGCCAUGGGGAAACCUUGGAGCGUCACGGUCCAAAACGUUCAUCAGUCCAGACCAGAAGCUCAUCCACUCUUCGCCCAACAGUUUCUUUUGUGGCGGCGGGCGGCCAAGUACGUCUGUCCGUCCCUGGAACUGGGUGAGGCUGGGUGGAACGAGGCCGUGGGGAAGAGAUACACUUAUCCCACUGACGAUGACAACUCUGCGGCGGUAGAGGAAGGCGAUGAUGGGAGUUUUGAUGUUUCUGGUGGUGGUGGUGGUGAUGCUACUGCAAGUCCUGUGUCGGACACGUUUUUGGAUGAUAUAUGAUAUGCAUCGUGCCAUUGCUGUAUAUCGUAACUAGCAGGGUCACUUUGAUAUACUCGUCGGGUCGGGGCUGGAAAGAAAACAAGUCGUGGCCAAGGUGCUUUACGUCCAUAGUGAUGCUUGUUGGCCGUCGAAUCACGGAAAGGGAA